Messenger RNA from Cajanus cajan (pigeon pea), 1101 nucleotides. NCBI's taxonomy places the organism in Eukaryota, Viridiplantae, Streptophyta, Magnoliopsida, Fabales, Fabaceae. The record is from RefSeq and is a predicted model, not a curated record.
AUGACAUAUGUUAAUGUGAUGGAUCAAGGAGCUCGUGGCAACGGCAUAACCGAUGAUUCAAAGGUAUUUUUAAGUGCAUGGCAACAUGUGUGUGGAAUGACAGGGCCAGCAACUCUACUCAUACCUUCAGGAAAAGUAUUCUUCGUGAGGAGAUUAGAACUGAGUGGUCCUUGUAAGGCCAAAAAUGUUUUCAUUAAGCUUGCAGGGAAAAUAAUUCCUCCUACGAUGAAUGCAUGGGUUGGUGAUAAGGGAAGUUGGUUGAGGAUCUCAUAUGUAAACGGUCUAACAAUUGAUGCGCAAGGAGGAUCUAUCGAUGGCCAAGGUUCUUCUUGGUGGGAGAAAUGCGAAAACUGUCAACGCCCAAUAGCCUUGAGUUUCCAUUCUUGUAAUGGUCUUAUUGUGAAUUCUCUGACAAUCACUAACAGUCCUGGAGCUCACAUAGCUAUAGAUGGUUGCAACGGUGCAAGAUUCACUCAUAUGCAUGUUAUUGCUCCUGAGCACAGUCCUAACACUGAUGGCUUUGAUAUUGCUAGUUCCAAAUAUAUAUCGAUAGAAGAUUCUACUAUAGCGACCGGUGAUGAUUGUAUUGCGAUCAAUGGUGGUUGCUCCAACAUCAAUGCCACUAGGCUUUUCUGUGGACCAGGCCAUGGGAUAAGCAUUGGUAGUCUGGGUAGAAAUGGAGGUCAUGAGAUCGUUGAAGAGGUUUAUGUAUAUAACUGCAGCUUCACUGGAACUACAAAUGGAGCAAGAAUUAAAACAGUGCCGGGUGGAUCAGGUUUUGCAAGAAAAAUCACAUUCGACCAUAUCAUACUAAACAAUGCUCAAAAUCCAAUAAUUAUAGAUCAAAACUAUGGGGUUAAAAGAUCAAAUCCAGUGGGUACAGCAGUGAUGGUGAGUGAAGUGACUUAUCGUGGAUUUCGUGGAACCUCUGCUAGUGACAAGGCUAUAGACAUAACAUGUAGCACAUUGGGUUGUUUUGGUAUUACAUUCGAUGAUGUUUACAUUGCCUCUUCGAUACCAAGAAAACCAGUCUAUGCUUCUUCCAACAAUGCUCAUGGAACAGUUACUAAUACUGUUCCAAAAGUUUCCUUCCAGAAAUGA